Messenger RNA from Parnassius mnemosyne (clouded apollo), 4923 nucleotides. Lineage: Eukaryota; Metazoa; Arthropoda; Insecta; Lepidoptera; Papilionidae. The record is from the annotation of a GenBank genome assembly.
UCUAGUCGAUACUCUAUCUACGAUAGAGAUGGUCCUCCUUCUCUCUACCAUCUACACUCCAUAAUAUAUCUACUGAGAGUUGUGCCACAGAGUACUUUCUACUUUUUAUAUUCCUUGGAAUCAUAGAAUAAUGUCUAUGUUGAAAAUUGAAAAUUAAAAAAAACAAUAAUAUAAUGAACAUAGUCAUAGUCAUAGAUUCAUAGUUCAUUCAGAUUCAUAGAUAUAGAUAAUAUAUAAUAAGAAUGAAUUUCGUUUUGCUUAUUUGAUGCGUUUGAUGCUUUCUUAUAAUGGAGUAAAAGUAUUCUGUGCUUAUAACUUGCAAAGUCUGUUGUUGUAAAAGUUAAUUGUUACGGGUCGAUGAAUUUACAGAAACGAAUUUCUAAUUUAAUUACGUACCUAGUUUACUAAAUACUCCAUAAUUGUUAAUAGUCACGCAUGAUAAUAAUUUCAGUUGUCAUAACAUUGUUAUAUAUUAUACACUCAUCUACAGAACACAUUUACUCUCUACCGAGAGCACUCUCCUAUCAAAAUGCUGGUAUCUCUAUAUCGCAAGCACUCGUUGGUCCUGCCGCGGCUCACAGCAGCAUUCAGUUCUUCUGUCAAAGACACACAUACAAAACCCAAAACAGCAAUUGUUAUGCUGAACAUGGGUGGACCGGAGACAACAGAUCAGGUGGCUGGUUACCUCCACCGUAUCAUGACAGACAGAGACAUGAUCCAGUUGCCGGUGCAGAGCAAACUCGGCCCUUGGAUCGCUAGCAGGAGAACCGCAGAGGUCAUCAAGAAAUACACAGAGAUCGGGGGAGGUUCUCCAAUACUCAAGUGGACUAAUACUCAGGGUAGGUUGCUGACGCAAGCUCUAGACCAGAUGCUCCCAGAAUCAGCACCUCAUAAGCACUAUGUGGCAUUUAGAUAUGUACCACCUUAUACGGAGGAGGCGUUUGAGCAGUUGGAGAAGGACGGUGUAGAAAGAGUUGUGAUAUUCUCUCAGUAUCCUCAAUACAGCUGUGCCACUACUGGCUCAAGUUUGAACGCCAUCGCAGAUUUUUAUAGAAAUAGAGAAAUCCCACAGAACAUCAAAUUCAGCAUGAUAGAAAGGUGGGCUUCCCACCCACUGCUGGCUAAAGUGUUUGCUGAAAGGAUCAAGGAGAAGCUGGAGCGGUUUGACAGAAGCGUAAGGGACGAUGUGCUCAUUAUGUUUACAGCUCAUAGCCUGCCUUUGAAGGCUGUGUCAAGAGGUGACACCUAUCCUCAUGAAGUAGCAGCCACGGUGGCAGCGACAAUGAAUGUGCUGAAAGUACCCAACCCUCACCGUCUAGUGUGGCAGUCGAAAGUUGGACCUCUGCCUUGGCUGCAACCCUACACCGACGAAGCUAUUAAGGCAUAUGCGAAGCAAGGAAGAAAACACCUCAUUUUAGUUCCGAUAGCAUUUGUGAAUGAACACAUAGAAACGUUGCACGAGUUGGACAUUGAAUAUUGUGACGAACUCGCCCAUGAGGCAGGCAUAGUUCAGAUAGAGCGGGCUUCAGCACCAAACGACCACCCCAUAUUCAUAGCUGCGUUAGCCGAUGUGGUGGCCAGCCAUCUUAGCGGCGGACCGGCGGUUUCAAAGCAGUUCUUGUCCAGAUGUCCGCAUUGCGUAAGCGAAAGGUGCAAAAUGUCGAAGGAGUUCUACAGGAAACUCUGCCACACCAUAGACACUGACUUCAAACCCGAGAAGACGGCGGUUAGGGCAUGAAAUUAUAUCUAAGAACAACCUACCACAAAGUACUCACUAUGCAACUAUUUAGGUUAGAUCCAUAGACAAAUUUAUGAAUGUUUUCUUACACAAGAUAAGUGACACAUGACAAAUUGUGUAAGUGGUAGAGCCACGUUGCAACUAUAUUAUGGUUGUAGCACGGAUAGACCCGAUCGGGGCGGGACCUCGCUCUCACAGAAUAUAAGUAGCGGCACAAAAGUCUAGCGGUGACUGUUAUUGCGCAUAAGUCGAAAAUAAGAUAUCAUGGGGUAGUAAGAGGGUCGCGAGGCGAGCGUGCAUAUCGUUCGCACGCGCUGAUUGGCUCUCAAGUGCAUUCUACGCGGUGAUUGGCUCUCCAGUCGCAUUCCGCGCGCUGAUUAGCUCGCCAGUCGCAUUCCGCGUGCUGAUUGACUCUCCAGUCGCAUUCCGCGCGCUGAUUGGCUGUCCAUUCGCAUUCCGCGCGCUUAGUUGCUCUCCAGUCUCAUUCAGGCCCCCUUAGUGAUACGUGAUAUGUGCGUGACAGUACCAUGCUCAGCUACCCCUCCACGUUUCGUUCAGCGCUAGACUUACGUGCUGCGACUUGUACUAGCGUCAAAUAGCAGCUUAAUGCUCGUUUCGUAUGGUGAGUGUAGAAAUCCGGAGACCCGUUUUACUGGAAACGAGGCAUUUCAUCUUAGUCCUCACGGCUGACAACGCAUAUAUAUGCAUUUUGAUUCGCAAACGAAGAUAGAUGUAGAUGUCUAUGAGCCACAGCAACCAUUUACCAUCAGGUGGACUGUGUGCUCGUUUGUCACCCUUAUCCUAUAAAAAAAGAUCUAUCUAAUAUAUAAAAAUUAAUGUCGCUUGAUUUUAUGCGCUGCCAUCUUAUUUUAGUCCUGAGCGGUGCUUCGUUGUAUAAUAUGAGAGAUAUUAACACACACAAGUAUCAAAAGAUGGAUUUAAGAUGCCAUCGUUCUAUAUACUAUCUCCUACUUUUAUCAUUGUUACAAACUUUUACCAAAACAUGAAAAAUACUCGAUAAAUUCGACAAACAGGAAGGUAACGCACCUGAUGGUAAGCCAUUAAUUUUGUCAUUAGAUCUGUAUCCAUCCUUGACAGUCCUUGACGGUCUGUAUAAUAUAUGCAUUCUACGCUGAGGGCUAAGAUGGAAAGCUGUGUUAUUAUAGUAACCGGUUGUCAUCAUUUGGCAUUUCUAUAUAUAAAAAACAGUUGAUGUCCGUAAUUCUUGCUAAAACACAAAAAAACGGCUCGACCAAUUAUGAUCGAUUUUUUGGUGUGUUUUUGAUUGGAUCUCUGGAUGGUUUAUAUUCAUAAUAUGACCCGGUAGGUGGCGCUGUUGUAGAGAUUCAGUAAUCACCCGUGUGAAGUUGGGGCAAAUCGCUAGCACGGCAUCUGCUCUGCAUACUGCUAAAAUCCGCAUAGAUAUAUUAUAAUCUACAUAUAAAUAAAAAUUGAAAUGUCUGUCUGUAAUAUCGAAAUCAUGAAGCUAAUACAAAGGGGAGACGGCAUAAGCAACUGUGCACUGUGAUUCUAAGUAGGUCCUGACGUCAUCGUGUGGGCGUGGCUUUAAUUAGUAUACUGUCAGCAUUCGUCCUGUGCGCUUAUGUGUUGAAAAAAUCGCAAAUCGGUGUAUUUUCGUAGUAUUAAAAAGAAAAGGAUGAAGUGUUGUGUUUUAUUGUGUAAAAACUACUCAGAUAGACGCUCUGAUGUUAUGGAUGGCAUCACAUUUCAUUUGUAAAUAAUUUUACAUCUAAUUUAUUAAAAUAGUUCUAGAAAAAUCUCUGCGUCGGCUUUCAAAUAUAAUUAAAUAUAUUCGACACUAGAUGGCGACACUUUGUGUCAUGUGAACUAAAAAUAUGAAGGUCCGUAGAGCUCAGCAUUGGUAAAAUAAUCAUACGAAGAUGCUGAAAAUUGUUUUGCAUUCAGACAUAAAGAAAUUUUAAUCGCCAAAGUAUUAUUUUUAUAGUUUAUAACAUUUUGUGGACAUGCCGCCAUCUACCGUCAAGGUACCUAAGCUACAUUGUAACAUCGAUAUGGAAAGAUUCGAGUAUUUUUACUAUUUAUCGGUAGAUGUAGAUAAUAUAAAGUGGGCGGGGCUUUGCAUCCCGUCACCCCGCAAAUUGUCACGCGUUGUUACAUAGUGAAAUUUAAUUACAACGUCUCCUCUCUGUAUUUGCUUCAUGAUCGAAAUCUUCUGUUAAGUUCACAAGACAUGAAUUAAAUUUUUUGUUUGCUUGUUUGUCCAGGCUAAUUUUAGGAAUGACUGGACCGAUUGUGAUGGAACUUCUCAAACGCAUAUAGAGUAAUGUCAGGUGUGAUCUAGGCCAUAUUUUAUCCGAAAACAUGCAGGUGUUUCUAGUGAAAUCGAAAAAGUAAUAGAAUAAAUGGUUUCUGAUGAUUAUCUCAUAAACUAUAUGAGAUAUAAAGAAAAUGUUUCGUACAAAUGGUUUUUGAUUUGCAAUUUUAUACGAAAAAGGUUUACACUUUAUCUUCCAUCUCUUAAAGUUUUGCGGCUUAAUCGAUGUUUACAUGUUUUUUUGCUGCAGCAUCAUUUAGUUAAAAAGCAUACGGUAGUAAGACCUUUUUAAGUGAAAUUAAUAGAAUUAAAAUAAAAAGAAAGGAAAAAAAAACAGAUAGUCAUAAGGACUGUCUAUAGAAGUGAAAAAUCAAUGAUAUAUGCGUUUACAUAUACAUUGGUCGAUAUACUACAUAGUAGGCAUGCUCUAUGCGCACAAGUGUAAUACGUCACGAGUAUGUCGAGGUCAUCGCUGACGCGAACCCAUUAGUUUUACUCCUACCAAAAGUCGCUCAACACGACUAAAAAAGUUCUUUUAUUUUAAAUGUACCCCGUUUACCACGUAAUUUUCGAGAGUGGGCUUAAAGUGGUUUUUCGAUAGUUGAACUGACUUGUCCAAAGACUUCAUAUGGAUCGGCAAGUUUUUUGUGUAAGUUCUUUGCGGGUGCAGUUAAUUAUGCCCGAGAAAAAUUGACGAUAUCAUAAUCAGCCAAACGAAGCUCCCACUUUCAAUUACGAGAAUUUCUAAAGUUAGCAUUUAGUCAGUAUUUAUUUGUUAUAGUUAUAAAUUUUAGUGGCAAGGGACUCAGCAUCUAACUCUAAGCUUUGAAAAAGACAGUGAUUUGUAUAUUACUUGGUGUUUAUUUUUUUUUAAAUAAAAUUUGUUACG